AUGAACACUACUCCCGACGACGAAGUCGAGAAGGAAAGCUGGUUGCAACUACAGAGGAGUCGCAACAGAGUCAACAGCCAAAGAACAAGAAAUCGAGAGCGGGAACAAAUCGAGGAUCUGAAUAACGAAAGGACAUCUCUUUCGCUUGCCAAUUCUGCGCUAAAGUAUCAGAAUCAGCACUUGCGUCAAGCGAUUCGUGACAUACGAAACCACAUGUCGAGCAUUCAAGCUGGAUUUCAGAAUGCUGCGUUGCAUCCUCCAGUGAUACCACCGGCAGUCAUGGUGCCUUCUCACAAUCCGAUAGUUCCUGCUGUUUUUCAAAGUGGUGGAACAAUGCAACCUCCAGGUAUGAUGCAACCUCCAGGAACGAUAAGAACCCCCCCAACGGUUGCAUCGCAGCUUCCAGCUUUGGAACAACAACUUAUACAGCAGAUACUUAGUCAGUUGCAAAAACCACGAUGA
Cylindrotheca closterium is the source of this 462-nucleotide messenger RNA. Lineage: Eukaryota; Bacillariophyta; Bacillariophyceae; Bacillariales; Bacillariaceae. The record is from the annotation of a GenBank genome assembly.